AUGGCGGCCACCGAGUCUCUUAUGGAAGGAGGACAAGCCACUUAUGAAAAGAAUGGCGAGAAAGUCAACUUUGAGCUUCAACCUAAGAACAUCGGGCUUACUAAGGAACAAUUGGAAUCUUAUAGGAACGAUCCGUUUUGGAAACCGGUUAGAACCGUUCUCUUCGCUGUAUUCUGGCUCUCUUGGCUCUUGAUGUUCGCCGCCGCUAUUGCUAUAGUUGUCUUCUCCCCUAAAUGUGCGGAGAAAGAGCAGCCUAUAUGGUAUACAACACAAGUCUCUUAUCAGAUUUCUCUUCCAAGCUUCCGGGAUUCCAAUGGAGAUGGAAUAGGAGACUUCAACGGAGUAACAGAGAAGUUAGAUCUGCUUCGUAAAGUUGGAGUGACAACGAUUCACUUGUCACCUGUAGUUGAGAUUGAUAAGGAUGUUCUAUUCGACGCUUCCGCCAUCAUAGAUGAAAAUAAGGUCGAUGAAAGGUUUGGAACAGAAGAAGAACUCAAGAAUUUGAUUCAAGUAGCACAUGAUAAAGAUAUGCACGUAAUUAUGGAUUUACCCAUUGCUACUGUUUCUAAGAAGCACCCUUGGUUCGCUAACGGGGAAACAGAACAUUUCGUCACAGUAACGCCUGUCAAUAGCUUGUACAACUCGGAAAAGUUUUAUAACUGGGCUGGAAAGAACCAAACAAAAUACUUGGGAUCUCCAGAUGAAGACCAUCCUGUACUUGAUAUGUUCAGUGACAAUGUCCGUACACGAGCAGUGAAAAUAAUUCAAUUAUAUACAAGUAUGGGAAUUGAUGGGAUAAACGUGGGUCAUGUCAGAGACGUUGCCGGUAUCAAGGUGUUUGAACUACCCGACAAGGAGGCUCUGGAGAAGGGUCAAAACGUUAUAAGAACAUUCGCUGGAAUUAUUCGUGAUUCCAAAGAUUCCACACCCGAAAUCAAAGACAAGCAGUUAUUCUUCUUUGCAAGCUUGAACAGUCGACAAAGCGAGAGGCCACCAACAGUUGAGCGCAGUCUGUAUCAUGUAGUUGACGAUAGCUAUACUAAAUUCAAAUCGGCUGACUGCGAGAAGAAGAAUCUAGCUUCUUGUCUUUUUGGUUACGUUAAUUCCUCCUUAUCAAAAGUGGACUCAUACUCCAAGUAUUGGCAGUUUGAAAACUCGGAGAGCAGCCGCCUGGCUGAUCGCUUUGAUCCAGAGUCCGCUGCGCUUAUGACAAUGUUACAACUAUGCAUGCCAGGAGCCAUCUCCUUACACUACGGUCAAGAAUUAGGAAUGCAGAGCUCCAAGGUCUCCAAGCAAAAUAGUGCGAUGAGAUGGAACUCAGAUGUCAACUCAGGAUUUUCGUCCACAGCAGAACUCCCGAAAGGCUUGGACACCUCAAAGAACGGCUCAACUUUCGACAGUCACUAUUCAACUGAAAGCUCUUUGCUCAAGAUUGUACAGAAGCUGGCAAAGUUGAGACAAAGAGAUGAGAUCUUCAGCUUGGGACUCGGUAAAGUGGAAGUAGUCGAUGAUGUCCUGGCACUUGGACGUUCUCAUCAGAACCCCAAUAUUACUAGCCAUACUUAUCUGGGAUUGUUCAAUUUCGGUACCGAAAACGCUGUUGUGAAGUUCAAAGAUUUCGAUGUUGUUUUACCACCGAAAGAAUAUGACGACGGAGAGAUUGUUGUUGCCACCGAGAGAUUAUCAGACUUCCGACCACGACAGAAGAUUGAUUUCUCCUCGUCUCUAACCUUACCUGCCAAACAAGGAAUUCUUGUGAAAUUCUAA
Auanema sp. JU1783 is the source of this 1767-nucleotide messenger RNA. NCBI's taxonomy places the organism in Eukaryota, Metazoa, Nematoda, Chromadorea, Rhabditida, Rhabditidae. The record is from the annotation of a GenBank genome assembly.